AUGGCACAUUCCCGCCCCAUCAACGCAGACUCCCUUUCUAUUAUCCCCCUCCUCGAAACAUGCCGAGAUUUCCCCGUCCUCAUGACAGAAGGCUGGGCUGUUAGCCAACUCCUCAAGUAUCAAACCAACUGGACGGUUAGGCUCCGCCUGGGACUGACAUCUAACGGUCUCCUGGACGAAGAUACCCUACGACGGGAGACGCAGCUUCGAAGCGUUAUACCGGAGAAUGUGCGACAAUUGAGGCCAUCGAAACGCCCCGAGUUCCCCAGACCGAUAAGCACAGGGUACUAUAUGGACGAAUAUCACGUUUCGGAUUCCGCCUACAACAGGGAUGUUUGUUCCGAAUGGAAAGUGCAGGUGAAGAAAUCCAAACAGACGGUGGAGAGAUGUCUUCGGACGUUACAGUUUUUCGGCAAUAUGCUGGAGGCUACGCAUUAUCGGCAUUUGUGCCAGGUGCCGGAUUCCCGAUUUGGGAUGACCGAGUAUAUUCAUUUGAUCAAUCGGGGGUAUAGAUGUCGUGAGGAUUUGGACGUGGCGGGGUUGACAGACUUGAGGGAGAGGGUGCUGAGGGUGAUUCUUGCGGGAGCGCCGAGGAUUACGGGGGAGAUGAAGAAAGGGCUUUUGGUGAAGGCGAGUGAGUUUUCGGAUGCGAGGAUGCAGCCGAUUUUGCAGGUGGUGUUUCAGGUCUUGAGCAGGAAGAAUCGAUUUGAUUUCUGGGCAAAACGGGCUGCAUAUAACAGGGCAGUGACUCGAUCGGAAAUCUUCUGCUAUGUUGAAGGACGAGGACGACCGGUCUCGGGGUCUCUGAUCAAUGCGCGAUGGCCUGUGGCCCCGCUGCUGGCCGAAGGAGAACAGACCUACAUCUGUCCUUUCUGUGGGGAUACCCUACUCCGGGCUGAUGCCGAGCAUGGGAACUGGGAGAUCCACGUUUCGCGCGACCUCGCCCCAUACACCUGCUUCGUUUCCGGGUGCAAGUACGACCCAUUCCGCAGACGAGACGAAUUGCAAACCCACAUGGAGGUCGAACACGGAUGUGAAGAAUACUGGAAGUGUUUCCCGUGCGAGAGGCUCAACAAGUAUCGAGAAUACAGAACCAAAGACCGUCUCCUGAAGCAUCUGUAUCGGGCUCAUCCGACGUUUGAUUGUAGUCGGGAGACAGGUCGUCCCCCUGUUAAGCUCACGCGACCAGCAGGGAUUAGGGAAUGUCCGUUGUGCUUUUUGAAGAGAGAUGACGCGACAGAUCCGGAGCAGUUGCUUGAUCAUAUUGAGCGGCAUUUGAGGGAUGUUGCUUUGUUGGCGUUGCCGGGGGUGGAGAUUUCUGCUGGUGGGGAUGAUGAUUAUGAUAUGGCGCUCGAUGGGGAAGAUUCGUGGUGA
Molecule: messenger RNA, 1374 nt
Organism: Aspergillus sclerotioniger CBS 115572
Lineage: Eukaryota; Fungi; Ascomycota; Eurotiomycetes; Eurotiales; Aspergillaceae
Exons: 3
Coding region: 1-1374 (457 amino acids)
Source: RefSeq, a predicted model, not a curated record